GUUACAUUUAGCUCACGAUUGGUACUAAUCUUUACUUAUGUCCAUUUGAAUAGCAUUGAUCAUGAACGUCUAUCAAAUCACGGAAGAAAAUCCGUCCAACAACUCGGACCUACCAAAUGUCAGUUUGCUCAUUCAAACUUCUAAUCGUAACCUGAAGUUGACAGCACCUACUCGUCAGAAACAUGAUCUUUGGUACCAGUCAUUGGCAUAUCUCUUGUCACGCCCGACUACACCAGGAGCAGACAUAUCAACCGAUAAUCAGACCUGGUCAGAGGUUCAGGCAAGUCGAGGCACAACGUCUGAUGCGUUACUGACUAUCAAGAAUGAAAAGACUGUUCGUAAAAAGGGAUCAUUUAAUCGGCUUCAAAGUAUGUUUGGCCGAACCAAGGAGAACUCUCCCGCUGUAUCACCUCGGUCAACACAUGGAAAUGUUCUUGCGGGACCUGGAUCAACACUUAAUGUAGGAUCUUUUACCUCCACUGUUGGCUCUACGAAUGAGAUCAAUAGUGAUGCUGGAAAUGGAAGUGGUAAUGAAAGUGUAGUGAACAGUGUGAUAGGGUAUCCCGGCCACAUGGCGAAUUCACAGACUACAGUUGGAGGAUAUGGAACCAUGAACGGUGGGCCAAUCAUGUCCCAGGGAUCCUCGUAUUAUCAUGAUGGUGAAAACGGUGAUGAUGACGAGGAUGAGGACGUUGAGCUCCCAGAGCAUAUGCGACAAUUCCGCGACAGAAAGCAUGAUAUUAGCGCGCAUUAGUGGAAUAGAGUAAAAACUUGUUUGAAUAAAAAAAUGAUUUUGUAC
Lobosporangium transversale is the source of this 799-nucleotide messenger RNA. RefSeq lists its product as hypothetical. Gene Ontology annotation, cellular component: cell cortex; mitochondrion. Gene Ontology annotation, biological process: dynein-driven meiotic oscillatory nuclear movement; maintenance of protein location in cell cortex; establishment of mitochondrion localization. Gene Ontology annotation, molecular function: phospholipid binding; tubulin binding. Bases 62 to 754 code for a protein of 230 amino acids. The transcript is spliced from 2 exons. NCBI's taxonomy places the organism in Eukaryota, Fungi, Mortierellomycota, Mortierellomycetes, Mortierellales, Mortierellaceae. The record is from RefSeq and is a predicted model, not a curated record.